AUGGCUGCCGCUCCUCCCCCCGCCGCUGCCACCACCGUCUCCAAGUCCGAGCGGGCGCCGUCUGGAGGUCGCCUGCCCUCCCUGAACCAACUUGCCGCCCGCAUCGGUGCCAACUCAUCCUCCUCCAUCUCCCCCGUCAACAACAGGCCUCGCCUCGCCGCCUCCCUCCUCCGCACGGGCUCGACUACCUCUCUCUCGACUACAACCUCCACCGCCGACUCCACCGCCGUCAACCCCCCCAUCACCCGCUCCACCUCCCCCGGCGCCCUCUCCAUCUCUCCGCCCAACUCCACCGCCGGCUCCGUCAACGGCGACGUCGGCGAGCCGCUUACCUUUGACAAGGUCGAGAAGCUCGCACAGGAGACGGGCGACAAGCCCCCGAAGAAGGUCAAGGGAUACAAGAACAUCCCCAGCCUUGAUGCCAUCACCGCGCACUACGCGAGGACGAGGACGCUCAGCGUCGACGGCACCCCUGUGCCCCCCGAGGCAGAGUCCAUCGAAGAUCCCCAGACGCCGGGCCUCAUGACCAAGGCUCCCGAACACCCCUUGCAACAUUCAUGGACGAUCUACCAUGAUACGAAGACAAAAAUCCCCUUUACGCCCGCGGCCGUCGUCGAGGGCGCGAACCACCCCGCGCCCGCGGAGGCCGGCGUGUACGAGGCGGGGCUCACGACCGUCGGCGAUUUCGACACCGUCGAGUCGUACUGCCGCUACUUCAACUGGCUGAAGCCGCCGAGCAAGCUCGACCGCAACUCGAACUAUCACAUCUUCAAGUCGGGCAUCAAGCCCAUGUGGGAAGACGACGCGAACGCGAACGGCGGCAAAUGGGUGCUGACGAUGAAGAACAACCCCGCGCUGCUCGACCGCUGCUGGCAGUGGCUUACGAUGGCGCUCGUCGGCGAGGAGCUUGACGAGACGGACGAGAUCUGUGGCGCGGUUGUCAGCCUGAGGAGCAAGGUCGACCGCAUCCAGCUCUGGAUGCGCAGCAAGGACGACGUGGAGCGUAUCAACGGCAUCGGGCGCAAAUUCGUGAAGUUGCUAGACGUCUCCGAGGCAGACGGGAUCGGCCUCGAGUUCCAGUAUAACACAGAAGACCGCCCCCUCCCGAACAAGUUCCUCUCCAUUCAAGCGGUGCCCCAGUCCUCCUUCCGCUCCUCCUUCCACGGCAAAACCAGCAGCGUGUCGAGCCCCAUCUCCGGGCCGGACAGCAUGAGCCCUGUGAGCGCGGGCCCCGGGGCCGCCUUUGCGGCGUUCAGCCUCGGCGGGGGCGGUGCGCUCGGCGGCGGGAUCGGCGGCGGGUGGCGCGGGAAGCGGCCGUGA
This is a messenger RNA of Heterobasidion irregulare TC 32-1, 1320 nucleotides long. RefSeq lists its product as uncharacterized. Bases 1 to 1320 code for a protein of 439 amino acids. Lineage: Eukaryota; Fungi; Basidiomycota; Agaricomycetes; Russulales; Bondarzewiaceae. Gene Ontology annotation, biological process: translational initiation. The transcript is spliced from 3 exons. Gene Ontology annotation, molecular function: RNA 7-methylguanosine cap binding; translation initiation factor activity. The record is from RefSeq and is a predicted model, not a curated record. Gene Ontology annotation, cellular component: eukaryotic translation initiation factor 4F complex.